GGUUUGUCCAGCAUGGGGGAGCUCCCGUCCCCUCUUCUUACACUCGUUUUUUUUUCUCUAUACGCUUUCUCCCCCCUUUUCACCUCUUCCUCCUUAACAUAUAUACAUUUCCUGACUCAUCAGAUUGUCUAAUAGACGCGUUUUUAAAGGAAACAAGAUGGCUGAGAUCGGCAAGGGGGUUACUGCCGGAAAGCUGGCGAGUAACGUGCAGAAGAAAAUAAACCGAGCGCAGGAAAAGGUAAUGCAGAAGCUGGGCAAAGCUGAUGAGACUAAGGACAUCUUAUUCGAAGAGGGAGUGCUGAACUUUCACAAGCAGCUGACUGAGGGCACCAAACUGCAGAAGGACCUCAGGGCCUACAUGGCUGCCGUCAAAGCAAUGCACGAGUCAUCCAAGCGCCUACAGGACUGCCUGGUGGAGAUGUACGAGCCAGAGUGGUAUGGGAAGGAUGAAGUGGACUCCAUCGUGGAGGACACCGACGUCCUGUGGACGGACUUCCAUCAGAAGCUGGUGGACCACGCUUUGAUCUCCAUGGACACGUAUCUCGGCCAGUUCCCCGACAUCAGGGCACGCAUCGCCAAGCGGGACAGAAAGCUGGUGGACUACGACAGCGCGCGGCACCAUUUUGCAUCACUGCAAAAGGGCAAGAAGAAGGAUGAGGUGAAGGUUGCCAAGCCAGUCUCUCUCCUGGAGAAGGCAGCCCCCGGCUGGGCACAGGGGAUACUGUCGGCCCAUCAUGUGGCUCAGACUAACCUGUCCCGGAGCCAGGCCGAGGAGGAGCUGGGGAGAGCCCAGAAGGUGUUUGACGAGAUCAAUGUUGACCUACAAGAGGAGCUUCCCUCCCUAUGGAACAGUCGAGUUGGCUUCUAUGUCAACACCUUCCAGAGCGUGGCUGGUUUGGAGGAGAAGUUUCACAGAGAAAUGGGCAAGCUGAGUCUGAACCUUAAUGACGUUCUGACCAAACUGGAGGAACAAAAGGCAGGUAAAGUGCUUGAGAAGACGGAAGCCAAAGUGAAGAGUGACAUGGGUGGAACCAACAACUCUCUCACACCUGGGGGGACCACUGCCCCAGGAAUUCCUAAGUCUCCUUCCAAGCUGAAGCCUGGACCGCCGGUCCCACCCCCACCCAAGCUGACGCCAUCCAAAGACCUGAAAACGGAGAACAUCAUCAACCUGUUUGGCGAGACGUUCGUGCCUGACAUUAGCGUUACGUCCCCCUCGCAGUUUGAGGCCCCUGCGGGGGGCAGUCUGCUUGACAUGGACUUUGACGCUCUGAAGCCAGCCUCCAGCCCAGGGGCCCCUGCCGUCCCUGCCUCCCCUCAGGCGGCGUCUUGGGACCCGUGGGAGCAGACAGACGCAGCUGAAGUCUCCUCAAACACGCCAGCCGUCGAUUCUGAUGCCGUCCCUGCCGAAUCAGCGGAACCGCAGCCGGCGGAAACCAACGGAUCCGCGGAGGAGGUGGACAUGCCCCCUGGAUUCCUCUACAAGGUCAUGGUGAUGCACGACUACGUGGCCAACGAUUCCGAUGAGCUGGAGAUGAAAGCCGGGGAUGUGGUUUUGGUUAUGACCUACGACAACCCUGAUGAGCAGGACGAAGGCUGGCUAUUGGGGGUAAAGGAGUCCGACUGGCUGCAGACCAAGGAGCUGAAGAUCAAGGGCGUGUUCCCCGAGAACUUCACCCAGCGUGCGUGAGCUGCAGCGCCGGCAGGGGGACGCCUCCUCUGCCCUGCGCCUACGCCGCCACACCCAGAAGUCUUGUGCCGGAAGUCUGCCUGGGGGAGCCAAAGGCCCGGGCACCAAGGGCCAGCCGUGCAUCAUGGGAAAGCUACGUGUAGAGACGUGGUAGCCGGCUCGUCGUCGUGCUGUUGGUUCACUUAUUUAUUCUGUUUAGUUUUGUUGUGCCCCCCCCCGCCCCCAGAGUGGAAUAAUCCUUGUUUAAUAUUUUAAACGUUCUUACAGGUUCUCAUUGCCUAAAUCCCUGGACGCUUGUGUACCGUGUUCGUUUUGUUCAGCAGAUUGUUAUUGGCUGUCGUGGCAGGGAUCUCUCAGGGGAUUGGACCACUUCUGAUCCACCCCUGAGCGCUUUUGGGAUGCAACCCCCACACCUGCUCCUUUUGUGUCUGAUUCCCACCUCACACGUCCGCUCGCCUGCCCGUGGGUUUGGGAACCAUAGUGCAAUCCCAAAUGGACCGAUGGAAGAUACUGGAAGCGUUAUCAUUUGUGUGAGAUAAAGCCUUCCGGAAUGCACUGACAGGAUGUUUAAUGACGUUUUAUGGCAAUUUAGUUUAGCGACAAUAAGGAGUGUACUCUAACUGGUUGACAUGAGACAGAGUUUAAAAAAGUGCUGUAUGUCCGCAGUUUUCUAGAUGAUUCUAUACAGAACUAUUUUAAUACAGUGGGUUAAAAGGGGAAAUUGGACAGGCUACCCAGUCUUUUAGCAAUCACCCAUUGAUGCGCGUUCAGGUGUUCUGCCUACUGUCCGUCCUCUGGCCCAACACGUGGUAAUUCCCAGUUACUGCCACAUUUUGACUGGAAACUUGCAGCCAGCUUGAAGAUGAACUGUGGGUACUGUAUUUUCUAGGAGAUCUGCUGUAUGUUCCUAAAACCUUCCGAGGCUGAUGCAUGUUGGGUAAAACCUUGGGUUUCAUCUCAGCCCCCUGCCCUCUCAGCUCAUACAAACGGGGAUGACAGUGAAAUAAAUAUUUUCUGGAUUUUAUUUUGUGUACAAACUGGAACUUGUGGCUUGUAACCUGGGUGGUAUGCCAUUUGAAUCAUGUCGUGUUGCAUAGCUAUUUCCUGGAAUGUCGGAGUACUCUGUGUAAGGUGGAUGUGUACUGUGUGUGUAUUGCAUUGCCCUCUCCUGGAGUUGUGUGCUAAUUUUCGAUAUUUUGUUACCAUGGAAAUGGGAGAUUUUGAGCCGCCCGGCCCAUUUUCCGGUGAACCGCUCUUUCUUUGCCUGCUGUAAUUUCACCCCCUGGCCAGUUGGUGGUGCUCCUCCCCUUCUUUUAACUGUCUAACCAGCAGCCGAGUGGCGGGCCAGUCCAAAGCCACGCGGGCUCCCACAGCCACGCUGUCCGCUUGACGUUUCUCUGUAAUGGAUCAGUGUCGUGUAACACAUGCCUAGUGUAUAUACCAGUAAACACUAACCCCCCUUCAGAUGAGUUGUGUUGUCAUACGCAUGCAGUAUUCUCUAUCCUACCGCCACCCCGCGUGCUAUGUGUGGAUUUCAGUAAGGGAGGGGUGGGGGCUGGGCUCACCUCAUACUGACCAACUUACAAACGUGUUUAUUCGAAACCUUCUGACCAGCUGUCUCGACUCUGGCAAUAAAUACGGGUUGAACCCCAGA
Molecule: messenger RNA, 3344 nt
Organism: Brienomyrus brachyistius
Lineage: Eukaryota; Metazoa; Chordata; Actinopteri; Osteoglossiformes; Mormyridae
Product: myc box-dependent-interacting protein 1-like
Exons: 19
Coding region: 158-1690 (510 amino acids)
Cellular component (GO): synaptic vesicle; plasma membrane; cytoplasm
Molecular function (GO): tau protein binding; phospholipid binding
Source: RefSeq, a predicted model, not a curated record